Molecule: messenger RNA, 1986 nt
Organism: Schistosoma rodhaini
Lineage: Eukaryota; Metazoa; Platyhelminthes; Trematoda; Strigeidida; Schistosomatidae
Source: the annotation of a GenBank genome assembly
UCUAGUGCUUUCAGGUUUUCCAUGGUGGUCUAGCUUCAAUUGACUCAUGAUUUCAACUAUGAAAAGAUUGAAUAUAUAUGGUGAAUACCUGAGUUGAUAUAUUUCUCACGACCUCAAACCAAAUUUUCAUUGAAUCUGAGAUGAUAUUUAGCUUCAACAUUCAUUACAUAUUGAUGCUCAAUGGUUGGUUUAGAAUUCAUCAAGUUGUGACUUAUGCUCAAGACUUGAAAGAUUGCUGUGAAUAAAUAAAGACCGAUUAAUUGUUCAGUGUCUUUGUAGAAACGUGGUUUUUAAUGGAAAUAAUAAGUAGUCUGCCUAGUAACUGCAUUUAUUCAGGUCUUUAGAAAUCUAUCCUAUGAAGUUCUGUGUGUUUAUUUAUUUAAACACAUAAACAUUGGUACGAGGAGUAGCUGAAUAUAUAUGCGCCACACAAAUGAUUCAAUGUGGUUUUCCAACUCACAUAGUGUCCACCAAUUCGAUUAAACCACCGAAUGUUCACUUUAUACCCUCUCAAUUUCGUGAACAACACCACUUGGAGAAGGCAGUCAGUAGAACUCUCGUGUCGGUGUCUAUUUAUGCGUGUCCAUGUGAGAGCAUUUGGAGGUAGAGAGCAGGCUCUUCCCACCCUCUACUGUAUCAGGGCAUUUGGGGGCGAAUCUUAAUGUGCAUCAGUUCUAUUCAGUAUAAAAUGCCUUUGCUCGUUAUCCAGGCCUUUCAACUAUCUUUCAUAUCGUAAUCUCUUAAAUAUUUCGGUUAGAGUUAUCAUUUUGUGUCAACCCUGGCCCAGCUGCAACCAUGCAGACAGUAAAAUGGCAAACUAAAUACACAAAACAACAAGAACACGUCAUUCUCCAAUCUAUACUGUAAGUUAGCGGUUAUCCUGGCGUUGCAUCAUCUCUCACUCUAGGUAGCUCAUCGAAAUGCUUGAUUAGCUUAACAAGAAAUGCGUUCUUCAAUGCAUUGCCUAUAUAAAUAACCGUCAACAACAUUCCAGGCAUUGUCCUAAGAAUUACACUCAACUCAUAUCAAUAGUCUUAGUAGCGCACUUGUUGUUUGAUAUGCUACGUUGCUAACUUUUAUACUAAUGCUUAACUUAUCGUUUGAAUAACCUUAACGUUAUCUUUCUUCCUUUUAUAGAUUUCUAUCAAUGUCACAAUCCAAUUCAACUGAUCAUACUAAUUCAUAUAGUAAUGAUUCAAUAAAUCAAAACACAGAAAAUCAUGAACAGUUAAUUCAUUCUAGAUUAGGCAGUAUUGUACCAGAAUGUGAUACAGUAAAAACUGCUUAUGAUUUAUGUUUUCAAGAAUUUUUCCCGAAAUUUCUAAAAGGUCAUACCUAUGAAACAGAUCCAUGUGAAUCAAAAUUGAAAAUUUAUCAAAAUUGCCUCCGUGAUGCAUUGAAAAAAUCAUUUAAUAUGGAUUUGAAUGAAUUAGAUUCAAUACGAACGGAUGCUGAGACAAUUAGAAAGAUUACAAGUAAAGCAAAAUAAUCUAUUCUAUUUUUUUUUGUUUAACUCCUUCUGACACCUUCUUUUAAUGGAUAUGGAUCACAUCGGGCAAGUAUGAAUUUUUUUUGAAGUAGCGAUUAGAGCGUCUGUGAUAUACAUCAGAUGUAGUUUCGUCUACACAAAGUUUAGAUUUUUAUAUGCUUAAUGAUUAGAUGAAUUCAUUUGAAUGAAGCAAUUUCAAACAAGUUACCUAAUGAUUAAUUGUCUAUAUUUAUUAAACCCAGUCUCAAGGCCGGAUAAAGGAGGAGGGUUGGGCAUGUGGUUAGCGACCCCAUCUCGUAGAAAACCAACUCGCUAAAAAAAAACGCUAAACAGUAGUUGUGAUGAUUUAAAACGUAUGAUCGGACUGAUAGAAAGUUCAAGUUUGUGUCAUUAUAUUGAGAUUUAUCGUACGAAGAGUUUAUCGGAUUCAAUGUUAAUUUAGUGAGUUUUUCUAUUAUCUUUGUUGUACAGUUCACGGAUACAGAAGGCUCGUCUAG